Molecule: messenger RNA, 2249 nt
Organism: Marasmius oreades (fairy-ring Marasmius)
Lineage: Eukaryota; Fungi; Basidiomycota; Agaricomycetes; Agaricales; Marasmiaceae
Exons: 11
Coding region: 278-1705 (475 amino acids)
Source: RefSeq, a predicted model, not a curated record
CCGGGGUGAAUUCAUCACCUCGUGUUGGACGGGAGGCUCGAAAGCCUCCUUGAGGCUGGCUGUUUGCCUUCUCCCUCCACAAAUAAAGCAGAGCUUGCUUCUAGUGGAGACCCCCGAGGGCCUUCUCCUCAGUUCGGAGGUGAAAGGGUGCUGGUCAACAACGAGCCCGACCGUCCAGCUCGUGCCGUUCCUCUUCCACGCGUUUUUCAUCUAUCGUUUCGAUACUCUCGACUAGUCGAGCCAGAGCGCUACUUGCUCGUCCCAUCAACCCACCAUAAUGAAUCGGUUAUUUCGAAGCAGCGAACGCAAAGACUAUCCCAAGACUCCCAAGAUCUCUAGUAUCGCUCUUCCGCCUAGUCCUACUUCAAACACUUCCUUUGUCACUAUGCAAAGUUUUAUGAUGCCACGAAAUGCUACGCCAGCCGUUCAUAAUCGAUCGGCAACGCCAGUCUCGUCUUCUGGAAGACGGCACACUAUACCCGAUCCUACUCUCCACCAUCGAACGAGAACAAAUUCUACCUCAAGCCACGGGACCUCAGAGAAGCCCAUUAAAGGAAUAUUAAAGAACUCGACAUCUGGAAUGAGACCAGCGGCUCCAGAUCAGUCUUCUGGAAGACAAAGCAUCAUGGUACCACCGGAGAGCCAGUCUCACCGAGAGAGAACUAUGUCGAAUUCAUCUACGUUUUCGUCAGCUAUCAAACCUCUGAAGAGCAUACUCAAGAAGACAACAAAGGGAACGGAGACGAAUCUUUCAGCAUCUAUUCUUGUGGCACCAUUCGCAUCAUCAACUAGACGAAGAACCUCAGCGGAUUACUCUGUCUCGGACACGGAAGCAUAUACUAAGCGUACUGAAGCUACCCGUGCCAGUUCACGGCUACACAAGCCAGACAGGCAUUAUCCAGACGUACACUCUAAACCUCUUUCGGAUCUGCAUUCAAAGUAUGCAGACAAGCCGAUUACCAUCUCUCAUUCCCAGGAUGAGAAGGCGAUACCUAAGAAGGGUUGGGAAACCCCCGACAUAAAGAAGAUGAACCAGAAUAGCUAUAACUUGGGGAUGGCCUUGAAGUCUGACCACCUCAUCACCUCAGAACCUCUGAAACUUUCGGUAAUAUCACUCGAUUGGGUACUCGUGCGUCAGGAUAAUCCAAAAAAGCGGCCUCUGGAGUGCUAUCAUUUUGCCCCCUUAUUUGACAUGAUGUAUCAACCUGAUCCUCACCCGUACGACCCGACGGGUUCGUACAAACCAGGAGCAGUUGUUUACGAUAGGAGGAAAAGGCGGCCUAUCGCUGAUGAGACAGCGGGACGAUACUUCCGACGCCCGGCAUCCUCGCAUUGCAGACUUGACAUCAUGCACCUGUUCAUGGGUUCCAAUCCUGAAUGGAAGACCACGGUUCACAGCGUAGACCCCGCAGGGAUUCGGCCCAUAGACGUGUUCAGAGCGAUUUUCGACAUGUUGCAAGCCCCCCUUACUUCCCGAGAGAUGGCGAUCGUUAGCAAGAACAAAGAAGGCCUCCGAGAAUGCGAGCGUUUCCGCGAUGAACGAAUAAAAACCUCGCCUGUGUUGCCGGCAGUUGCGCUUGCCAAAGGUUGCGUUCGGGUCGACGUUCUUGGAAACUAUCGCUACUUUAACGGUCUCGUUCAGGUCGGGGAUUGUGAAUGGAUCGUGGAAAGUUGUCAUCCCAAACAGUCGCCUCAUCUGAUUUGAAUUAUUUUUUUUUCGGCCGUGGCUGGCACCGUAUUUCUUGAACGGUUUCUCUUCCUAUCAUGCGACAACAGCCUCUCAUUCAUUCUACUGUAAUUUUAUAAUUUACUAUCCAUUGGUGAGUCAUAUACUGCAGGCAUGAGGUGUAUAUUAACCACUUCUGCUUCCAGUAUCUCCUUUCACUCUAACGCAUUCAUUUUCCACAUUUGUAUCGCACAUCAUCAAUCUGCAUCUUGAACUGUUGUUGUCUUCAUUUUCUUCCCCCCUCUUUUUCGCGUUCUGGAUUUACUGAUUUUUCUCUCAUUAUCUGAGGCCUUUUCCCAUAUGUUGCUGCUGUCGCAGUUUCCAUUGUAUAAGCCCAUGCGUAUACCAACGUCAUCGUUUUUGUAGUUUUGCUACCCCCCGCAUUACCCCCCUCGCCUACCAUUAUGCACGUUUACCCCGCACCAACUCUUUCGACCUUUUCACACAUGUGUUUUGCGCUAUCCCUUCCAUCGUCGUCACAAUCAGUCACUCUCCUAAUAGGAAAUAAUCAACCUCACCGAUC